This is a messenger RNA of Dentiscutata erythropus, 873 nucleotides long. The record is from the annotation of a GenBank genome assembly. Lineage: Eukaryota; Fungi; Glomeromycota; Glomeromycetes; Diversisporales; Gigasporaceae.
AUGUUUCCAAUAGCUUCCAACAAAAACUCUACUCAAUUACCAUCGGCUCCUAAUGAUAAUAACUUUUCUCAAUUAUCAUCUACUCCUACAUCGUCAAACGCUAACGUUAAACGAACUGGAAGCCGCAGGAAAUAUGUGAAAGCGGCUUGCCAACUUUGUAAAAAAUCAAAAGUUAAAUGUUCAGGGGAUUAUCCAUGUGAGAGGUGUCUUAAGCAAAAGCAAGAGAAUGAAUGCGUAUACAAACCUCAAAAAAAACGGGGCCCUCGUUCACGUUCUUCAAGUAGAGAUAAUCGGCACAGACGACAAGACGACUUACGAUCAUCUCCUAUUAGUCGCUCACGUUCUUCCAGUUGUGACAAUCGAAGUCGGGCCAGUGGUUAUUCCGAAGUGACUGAAGCUGAAGACAAUUAUAAUGCUCUUGGCAUUUUCCCCCAGGCCAGUGGUUAUUCUGAAGUGACUGAAACUGAAGACAAUUAUAAUGCUUUUGGCAUUUUCCCUCAAAACGAUUUACAACAAAACCUUCCACCCAACAAUUUUCGGGAUAAUUAUCUACAUCCUCUUUAUAAUGAAGAAACUGGUUAUUUGAGUCUUGAAAGUGUUCAAUAUGAUAUUAAUUUAGAUGCUAAUUCCUAUACGGAGAUUCCGAUUCUUUUUACAUCACCUUUUCUACAAACUCCACAAGACUUUAAUAUCCCUCAUUCACCCCUAAAUAUUCCUAAUUCACCCCUAAGCGACUUGGCUACAGAUUUUUUUAAUUUUCGACUCGACUCUGAAGAUAAUAUUUCUCAUUCACCAAGUGAUUGUUAUUUUGCUCCAGAGUCGCUUGAAGAACAUGGAACACAAAAUUACAAUCCUAAUACGUUUUCAAGUUAA